AUGUUCUUCGAGUCCUCGUCGUCCGAGUCAGCCAUAUCUUCUGAGCCCGCCGCUGAGCAGCAACCACUCCUCCAAGAUGGACAAAACAGGAGAACCGUGGGCGAUGGGCUUUCCGGUCCAGGGCUACGACCAAAACCCGCUGAGCACAUAGCUCUCAAGGUCGUUGCGGUUAUGUAUUCUUGGUUCACCACGGGGAUGCAUGUCGCUUCUGUCGGGGCCCUUCUGCCGCUGAUCGAAACAUACUAUGACAUCAAAGAUGCUGCUGCAGCGGUCAUAUUUCUUGUGGCGGUUUCGGGAUACCUCGUCGGCACCUCCCUUGUUCAUACUGCUCACGUCAACUUUGGGUGGAGAGGAGUCUCCAUUCUAGCAGGAAUUUUUCAUGUUGCGGGCGGCGUCGUGCUGUGGAGCCAGCCGUCCUAUGCAAUAAUAUUGGCUGCUUACCUCCUUGUGGGCGUUGGGACGGGGUUCUGUGACUCGAGCUUCUGCACCUGGGCAGCCAGUGUUCGCGAAGCAGACAAAAUCUCAGGACUCAUCCACGGUUCAUACGCAUUAGGAUGCGUGACUGGCCCUAUCAUUGUUGCUGCUCUUGAGAAGGCGGCACUCGGAUGGCGAUCGUUCUACUUGGUGACGCUGGUCGCAUUUGCGGUCGAGGCUGGUGCCAUAUUGAUCGCCUUUCGCCAUGAGAAUGCUGCUAAGCACUGGGCUAGUACCUGCCCCAAGGAGAGUUCCGACAUUGGAUUUGCCGGUAGCUGGAAACCGAUUUUCAUGUGCAGUUUGUACUGCUUCGUCUAUGUGGGCAUUGAAGCAUCCCUGAGUGGCUGGCUCACGAGCUACAUGAUCCGCAAUCGACAUAUGUCUCCCUCUAUCGCUGCUCUCGCAACUUCGCUAUUCUGGGUUGGGAUGGUCUUGGGCCGAUUCUCUCUGGGUCCUCUUGCCAGAUUAGCAGGCCUUCGAUUGACAGUAAUCGUCUUUGUCUGCACGUCUGUCGGCUUACAGGUUCUUUUCCGGUUGCAGGCGAGCCUGGCAUUAUCCUUGUGUCUCGCAGCCGGAAUUGGCUUUGUCGCUGGACCUAUUUUCCCUUCUGGAAUUCUAACCAUGACAAAGAGGCUGCCGAAAAGCAUUCACGUACGAGCUGUUGCUCUUACUUGUGCGAUUGGGCAGCUUGGAGGUGCUGGUGCGCCGUUUGUCAUUGGAGUUGUGGCGCAGACUUCAGGGAUUGAACGCUUGUUCGACGUGGUGCUUGGGCUAUCUCUUACCCUGCUGCUUGUAUGGCUUUGGUUCUCUCGGCCUCUAGCCAUCGACUGCGUGGAUGAAUGA
Exophiala xenobiotica is the source of this 1317-nucleotide messenger RNA. RefSeq lists its product as uncharacterized. Bases 1 to 1317 code for a protein of 438 amino acids. Gene Ontology annotation, cellular component: membrane. The transcript has 5 exons. Gene Ontology annotation, molecular function: transmembrane transporter activity. Lineage: Eukaryota; Fungi; Ascomycota; Eurotiomycetes; Chaetothyriales; Herpotrichiellaceae. The record is from RefSeq and is a predicted model, not a curated record.